Closterium sp. Naga37s-1 is the source of this 1023-nucleotide messenger RNA. The record is from the annotation of a GenBank genome assembly. NCBI's taxonomy places the organism in Eukaryota, Viridiplantae, Streptophyta, Zygnematophyceae, Desmidiales, Closteriaceae.
AUGAGCGACAACGAUCCUUCCCGCCCGGCUCCUCGCCCCUCUUCCGCGGCCGCCUCGUGCCAGGUGGAGAGCACUGCCAUCUGCUCUCACGUGCAGCACGUGCGGUGGGGCGAGAUGUCGAUGGUGGAUGCGGAGAGGCGCCUGCUGGAGGCGGCCGUGCAGGACGAGGCCAACAGCUUCUUCGCGCUGCUCAGUGAGAGGCGAGAGGUGGGGGGCGAGCGUCAGCUGUGGCCUUUUUCCCCAUGCCCACCCUCAUACCAUAUCUCCCCAAUGCCUCUUUUUUUCCCCCACCUGCUCCUCCCCCACGCCCAUUCCCCCUCAAAUCAUGCCCCUGGGCGGGCGCGCAUCAGCUGCAUACCGCUGUGGCCGUUUGACUACGUGUACAGCUACAUCGCCUCCUCCUCCGCCAGCUUCGUUGACGCGUCAGUGCUGCUCCCCCCUUCCCCCUUCCCCCUUCCUCACACCACACCGUCCACCCCUUACGCCACGUACGCGGACCCAUACAGCACGUCGUUUGGGCGGUACAUUCCGCACAUCUUCAUGCCCGUCAUCCGCCGCCACCAGUUCCUCAAAGGCAACCAGGUGCGGUGCGGUGCAGUGCGGCUCACAGGCAACCAGUGGUUCAUCCUGCAGCGGCGGCAUGCGGAGGCGGUGGUGAGGGACACGCUGCACUACACCAAGCACAACGUCAGCUGCGCCUUGGAAAAUCGCUCUUCUAAGAGGCCCUUUCAUGCAUGCAUCAACCCGCACAUGCAUCAACCCCCUCAUGCCAUCUCACUGCCAGCGCUCUUCCUGCCAUGCCCCCCCUGCCACGCCCCACACACCCCCUGCCAUGCUCCUCCCUGCAUUCUCCCCCCCACACCACGCAAUGGCCCUCCCUGCCAUGCUGCUGCACAGAUGACGGACCCACGAGGCAUAUCGCGCUACCCCACCACCUUCACGGACUGGAGUGCCAACGAGUGGCACCCCUCACUCUACCUGGGCGCCAACAUGACAGACCAAGUCAUCACCACCAUCAAGUAA